UGAAAAAUAAAUAUUAGUUAGUCCUAUUUGGUGUUACAUAAAAAAUUAUUAAUUCUACAUAAAUUAUGAAUUUGUUAGUUUGUUUGCUUAUUAUUUUCAAGCUAGUGUAUCUUUGUGAGCCUUCAAUUGUUAAAGCAGACCCAAAAAGAAUUUUAAUUAAUAGUGCUGAACAGGCAAACGUAGAUAUUAAGGCCGAUAGGGAACUUACUAAUAGAGAACACCUUCGACGAAAAAGAUAUUUGGGAUUAAGUAGAAAAUACAAGUUGAACAAACGAUACCAAGAAUGUGUAGGGCCAGGUGAUGCAAAAGGACAUUGCAAACAUUUGACAUUUUGUCCUAUUGAUAUAUUGACCGGCAGGAAGGGAACAUUAGAGUACUUAUGUGUUAUAGAAAGAACGUAUGUUGGUGUUUGCUGUCCAGAUGAUGUGGCUUUAAGUGGCUUAAUAGGCUCCCAAUUAGUUCAAGACUUACCUGCUGGAGGAGAGGAUUACGAUGAAAAUAACAAUGUUACAGGUUGUGGUAUUCCAGCUGAGGGUCGCUCAAAUAAAUCGGCUCAAGGGGCUAGAGUACAACAAUGGCCUUGGCUUGCUGCUCUUUACCACCCCAACGAUCUGGAGCAGGGCACUGGUCAGCAAUUUUGUGGUGGGGCGCUAAUUACCGACACUCAUGUAUUAACCGCUGCGCAUUGCCUUCAGGGACUUUCCCCUCAGGACUUACAUGUUAGACUUGGGGAAUACGAUUUCUCUAAAACCAACGAAACUCGUUCACAGGAUUAUCAAGUGGCCGAGAUUAAUAUGCAUGAAGAUUUUGACUUAGCUAGUUAUGAAAAUGAUAUUGCAAUUAUAAGAUUAGUACAACCGACGACUUUUAAUACUUACAUCUGGCCCGUGUGCCUUCCGCCAGUAACAGAUAAAACAUAUGAAGAAGAAAUAGUAACAGUAGCAGGUUGGGGUCAAAAGAGCUAUGCAGGACUGACGUCGGAGAUACUAUUGCAAGUGGCAAUUCCUGUAUGGAAUCAAACUAUGUGUGUUGAUAGUUUUUUGCAAAAAAUAACUGAAAAGAACUUAUGUGCUGCUGGUUAUGAAGGUGGAAAGGAUUCUUGCCAGGGAGACUCAGGUGGGCCACUCAUGUACCAGUUAAAAAAUGGCAGAUGGAUUACAAUUGGAAUCGUGUCUUGGGGAAUAGAAUGUGGCAGUCAGGGCAAACCUGGGAUUUAUACCAGAGUCGAUAAGUACAUACCUUGGAUUAUUCAUCACACUAUUGUUAAAGAAUAGACAAUUAUAUAAUUUAAAAUAGUAUUUUAUGAUAAUACAAAAUAAAAUUUAUAUGCAAUGAAGAAAAAAGUAUAUUUUAAUAAAAAUAUAUAUUUGAGGUUAUAAAAUA
This is a messenger RNA of Anthonomus grandis grandis, 1383 nucleotides long. Its product is annotated as trypsin-1-like. Gene Ontology annotation, biological process: proteolysis. The record is from RefSeq and is a predicted model, not a curated record. The transcript has 8 exons. NCBI's taxonomy places the organism in Eukaryota, Metazoa, Arthropoda, Insecta, Coleoptera, Curculionidae. Gene Ontology annotation, molecular function: serine-type endopeptidase activity. Bases 66 to 1274 code for a protein of 402 amino acids.